AGCAGAUGAUCUGGUUUGUUUACCGUGCACGUGCUGUGGCCGGAAUUGUUAAUUGUUAUUAAAAUUAAAUUAAGUUAAAAUGGACAGCGAAGCAGAUGAUUAUGAGCUGACCGGCUCCGAGCAGGAGUACGAUGAGGACGAGCGCGAGAUCCUGGAAGACUUGCGCAAACAGCGUAACAAGCGUAAGCAAGACGCAUCUGCACCACAGGAGAUUCUGGCAUUCAGCGAUGACGAUGAGGACGAUGAUGACAAUGUGGCUGACCUGAUGCGCGACAGCGACAUUGAAGGGGCUGACGAUGAUGACGAUGGCCACUUGCCAAACACCAUGGACUGGGGCAGCAAGCGAAGCACCUACUACAACACAGAUUUCGUGGACCCCGACUACAGCAGCUACAACGCCCAGGAGGAGGAGGAGGCCAAGGCCGAGGAGGAGGAGGCCAAGAAGAUUCAGCUGCGCCUGGCCAAGCGAUUCAGCGAGGCUGACUUCCAGCUAGACGAUGUGCCCGCUGCCAGCAGUGACGAAGAGGCUGAUGACGAUGUGGCCAAAUCCCAUGGCAUCAAGGUGACAGCCGAUCUGACGGGUCUCACGGGGCGCGAGCGCCUGCAGCUGCUACAGAAGGACUCGCCCGAGUUCCUAGGCCUCACCCAGGACUUUCAGCUGCAUCUGGCCGAGGUGCAGCAGCUGAUCACGCCCGUGCUCAACUACGUGCGGAACCAUCAGACGGUUCCCAUGGUGCCGGCCCUGCAGUUCGCCAGUCUCUACCACAACGUCCUGGCCACCUACUGCUCCAACGUGUCCUACUACCUGCUGCUCAAGGCCAGGCGCAGCAAUGUCAAGCUGCAUCCCGUGGUCAAGCGCCUCGUGCAGCUGAAGCAGCUGCGUGAACAGCUUACGCCACGCUAUGAAACGUACAUCAAGCCCCAGCUGGAGGCUCUGCUCGAGCGUAUCCAGGAUGGUGAUGCCUUCACAGUCCUCGAUGUCGCUCAGCGCAAGGCCAAACUGCAGAUCCUCAACAGAUUCGAUCAGAGCAACGCCAGGGAGAACGGCAUUGCGACCGCUGAAGAUGCCCCUAGUGACAGCAGCGAUGACGAGGAUGACGCAAAUCUGGCGCCUGACCAAGACGAGGCUGAGGAGGAGAACGACGACCCUGAAGGUGUGCGCCGCGGCAUCACUUAUCAAAUGGCCAAGAACAAGGGCCUCACUCCACACCGCAAGAAGGAACUGCGCAAUCCCCGUGUGAAGCAUCGCGGCAAAUACCGCAAGGCUCUCAUCCGGCGCAAGGGCGCCGUUCGUGCUGUACGCAAGGAGACGCAACGCUAUGGCGGCGAAAUGUCCGGCAUUAAGGCCACUGUAACCAAGAGCGUCAAAUUCCGUACAUAAAUAAAGGAAUCCAAUAUUUUUCUACACAU
Drosophila obscura is the source of this 1410-nucleotide messenger RNA. RefSeq names its product something about silencing protein 10 (gene Sas10). The transcript has a single exon. The coding region runs from base 80 to 1381 and encodes 433 amino acids. The record is from RefSeq and is a predicted model, not a curated record. Gene Ontology annotation, biological process: maturation of SSU-rRNA from tricistronic rRNA transcript (SSU-rRNA, 5.8S rRNA, LSU-rRNA). Gene Ontology annotation, cellular component: nucleolus; small-subunit processome. NCBI's taxonomy places the organism in Eukaryota, Metazoa, Arthropoda, Insecta, Diptera, Drosophilidae.